Molecule: messenger RNA, 2693 nt
Organism: Cinara cedri
Lineage: Eukaryota; Metazoa; Arthropoda; Insecta; Hemiptera; Aphididae
Source: the annotation of a GenBank genome assembly
AUGAAUAUACUACGAGUGGGAAUAAGCUUUUCACUGGUUUGUUGUUUGAACGGACUCAAAAAAGAGAAUAUUUUUUUCAACGAAGAAUUCAUGGAUUUAGAAGCGUUACCAUUAGAAAAACUGUUGAAAAUGAAACAAGAACUACGGAUAAAAGGUAAAUAUAAUUCGAAAAAGCGGACAAACUUCGCAUCAUGUAAGUCUUACCAUAUUAGUUUGCUAAUACAAAAUAAAAAUUACAAUCUUGUAUUUUUGAGGAUUUUUAUGAAGCCAAAAAUGUUGUAUACUCAUAAAUAUAAAUUUAUCGUUUAAAUCGUUCUUACGCAAAAUGCCAAAAUUUCUAUGAUUUUGAUCAAAAUUUAAAAUUUAAAGCUUAAAGAAAAAAAAAUGUGAUUAUAGAUUUUCGAUGUUAGAUAUGAAACAACUGAUGUAAAAAAUACUUAUAUAUGAACCCAAAAUCAGUAUAUCGAGCAACCAAAUAAAUUGUAUAGGUACACACAAAACCGAAUAAAACCCCCAAAAAAUUAUGUAUUUUUCGAUUAGCAACAAAAAAUUAUUUCUAACGAAAUACAAUUUUAAAUUAAGUUAAUGUUUUGAAAUACAGUAAUUUUUACGAUUUUAAAAUGCAUAUAAAAAAAAUAAAGUUCAACGUAGAACUUUAUUUUUUUCUGUCAAAUAGAAUUUAUGGUGAACCUGCUUUCCAACAUUUUCAAUCAGCCAAACGAUUUUUUCCACAUAAAACAUGAAUCAAUCAAUCAAAUCCGAAAUCCUAAUUUAAAGCUCUCUCAUUUGAUUGAAGAACUAUAGUUUAAAAGUUAUUUACAGAUAGAAGAUCUCACACACAAAUCCAUAAUACUGUAAUUAAAUUUUUCGAAUUUGUAUGGUUUUACUAAAAAUAAAAUUUUUCUUCAUAAAGGUUAAAGUAGGCACCUUAUUUACAUAUAUAUCUAAAAAUGGGUUAAAUGUAAACGAAUCCUCCGUGAAAAUGACUUGUUCAUGAUUAUUUGAUUACCCUGUGUACCAAUAUAUUAUACAAAGUUUUUAACUGUAAAUCAUAAACACACAUUCCAUCCAACUUUCCGAGAUAAAAACGAUUUUUUAGUAUCUAUGCAACUUUACAUGGUUUUUCAAGAACAAUAAUAACGCUAAAAUCCUCUUAAGGUCAGCGUGAUAUACAAGAGCGUUCAUAGGUUAAUUUUCAAAUGGGAGACAAAAUGAAAUUAAAUUCCAAAACCUAUUUAUAGCAUAUAGAUAGGUACUAAGUUGGUAUUUCUUAAAAAGAAAGAAAGGUUAUGUAAUUAUGUAAAUAUUAGCAUUGAACAAACUGUCAAGUGCUGAAAAUGAAAUUAAGACGUUAUAAUAUUCUACUGUUUAUGGUUUACAUCAGAUGCGUAUCCGCGAACUUUUUAUGUGGGAGGGUUCAGUAAAUUUAAACUUACCACUCUUUAAUUAAUUGUAAAAAUAUAACAUAUGUUGAAACAAUUAAAUUAAUCAAUUUACUGUGGUUAAAGAAAUACAAAUUAUUAUUAAACAUCAUUAAUAAAACACAUAAUAUUCCAAUUCUGAAUUCCGGGGUUAAGAUAGUUAUCACCUAUUUACAAUACUAAAUCAAUUUUUCUUUUUCUUUUUGCCAAUUCAUCCAACAUUUCUUCUAGAUUAACUUCAACUGUCCUAUGAAUAUUCAGCUGAGCUCAUCUAUUUAAACGAUUCUCUGUCAUGGUAUUUCUGAGAUAGAUUUUCAAUUGUCACAAUGUCAAAAAUGUCUUUUCUGCAAUAGCUACUAUUCUCAAAUUCAUGGGGGGGAGAGAUUCUGACACCCAAACGCCCCAUGGAUACGCCAUUGGUUUACAUUAUACAUUAGUAAGUAGACAAUUGGAUUAUUUAUUUAUAAAUAAUAACACUUUGAAAAUAGCAAUUAACAAAUAUCAUUGUAUAAGAAUCAUAAUAUGAAAUAGCUAUUUUACAUUUAUUUUAAAGGAUUCAAAGCAUACACAAAUUUUUGAGGUAUCUACUUUAUUAUUAUUUUCUAAAGAGGGACAUGUCUUCAUCUUGCCUCCGCUCCAAUGGGGUGAUGUACGUUUCGCCUUCCAUCAAUUAAUACCCGUUUACCCAUUAUAAUAAUAAUUAGUCCAGUAAUACAAUAUAUAAUCCUCUUGUAUGUACUCAUAUUAAACACGCCAAGAGAAGAUAAAUCGUUCGUAGGUCUAGUGUUAAUGACAUUAAUUAAUGUACAUUCGUGUUAUAAGUGUGCCAUUUUACAGAGCAUUAAGCAGUAUAAUCUUAUAUUACUUAUGUACAGUAUAAAAUGUCAUAUUUUGUCCGCGGUAGAUGAUUAUUGGCCAUCGUCUCUACCGCAUUCGUCUCGACGAACGGGCGUGACCGCGGACGGUCAGCCGAUUGCCAUGGCCCUGCAGCGACGAACGGACUUUGUGAUGGGAUCGUUGGCCGGGAGUUCGGUGCGCACAGCUUUUCAGAUGUCGCUGACCGUCCUGUCGUUUCUGGCGUUUGGAGGCUACGUGAUCGGUUUGGUCACGCAGAACAUGCGAAAACCACAGCAGGACGGGAACGGCGGCAGUGGCUUGACGGCCCCGCAACCACUCAAGACCGUGAUCGUCAACCAAAAUUCCAGGCGGCCUUGGAGGCCCACGACCUCGGUCAAUUUCAGUCGACGUAAAAUAAGCCGGAGGUCUACGUGA